AAAAACAUUCACAAAUCGCCAACAGUCACACAAACACAAACAAAUAGCACACACGAAGAUGAUGGAAGGCUGGGUGGCAGUGCUUGUACUGCAUGUGGUGUGUGCUGCGCUGUAUGUGGGGUUGCCGUGCAAGGAGACGCCAGGGUAUGUGUGUGACCGGGAUGGAAAGCCUUUCAUGUACAAGCUCAACGGGCUGCGUGUGCUGGUGAUCGUCGUCGCAUCGUUCCUGCUGGCUGCCCGACUGGGCCUUGUGUCGCCAGCUUUCUUCGUGGACGAGUUCUGGAGCGUCGCUGUUGCUUCCAACGUGCUGGGGCUUCUUGCAUCGGUGCUGGCGCUGGUGCUUGGCCUCCAGCUCUCACCACAAGAGAGGGAAAGCCACCGCCGCCGCACCUUCACCGUCGACCAGUUCAAGCCACGUGGCGCGACACCUGGGUCCUCUUCGCGGUCCCACGGUCACCCGUCCUCGCCCAUCACGUCGCGACACACGGCCACUGGCACUGGCGCUGGCACUGGCACUGGCACUGGCACUGACACGGCACCAGAGGGCCAGCACGGCCUCGCCAAGGUCCUGACCGACUUCUUCUCGGGCGUGCAGUUCAAUCCACGCACGUUUGGCCUUGACUGGAAGAUGUACUCGUACGUGUACGGCGCCGUGCUGCUGGAGCUGGUGCUGCUCAGCGCAACCUCCGCGCACAUGCGCGCAACCGGGGACGGCCAUGUGCAAGUGGCCAUGGCCGCAUACGUAGGCCUGUUCUCUUGGUUUGUUGCCGAGUACCUGUACUUUGAGCAUGUGCACCUGUACACGUACGACCUGUUUGCGGAGCGGCUGGGAUUCAAGCUCGUGUGGGGGUGCUGGGCCUUGUAUCCGCUCUUCUACCCCAUUGGCGUGUGGCCCCUCAUCACGCCGCCCACUGCAGACGCAGACUUGUCGGUGCUGCAAGCGGCUGGCGUUGUGGCUCUGUUCUUCUUUGGAUGGGUGUUGACGCGUGGCGCCAACCUGCAGAAGUACACGUUCAAAGUGGACCCACAGCAGCCGUUCCUCGGUGUCAUCCAGCCCCACACCAUCAGCGACACGCGAAUCCUGUACUCUGGGUUUUGGGGCCUUGCGCGCCACAUCAACUAUCUUGGGGAGAUCCUGCAAAGCGUUGCGCUUGCGCUGCCUGGGUGGCUGCUGACGGGCAGUUGGCUGCCUUGGCUGUAUCCGCUGUACUACGUGCUUCUCCUCGUUCCGCGUCAGUGGGAGUUGGAUCUUGCUGUGGAUGGGGAUGAGGCGGCGAGCGAGUUCCCAGAGGCGGCCAGGGCCCUGCGUGCUGCUGAUAUUGUGGUGCACGGCGCAGGUGUGAUGUCCUUCUUCCCAGCCACCGCAGCUGACACGGACUACAUGCAGCGGGUCAAUGUCAACGGCACGCGGACCGUCACCCGUCUCAUGCGGCCGGGCAAGAGUGCGCUGCUGUACAUCAGCUCGACGGAGGCCAUGGGCGCAUGCACAGACUGCGACGAAGCGGCGCCGGCACGACCCUGGUGCGCAUAUGGGGCGACGAAGCUCGCUGCGGAGGCGGUUGUUCGCGCCGAAACCAAAGACCGUGCCAUCUCCCAUGCCAUCCUGCGGCUGACGGGCGUGAUGGGCCCUGGGGACGACUUCUCGCUGUAUCAGCUCAUGCUUGCCGUCCACCUCGGCCUGCUGCCGUUCACCGUGGGCGCAGGCGAUGCGGCGCUCAUGUACACACACGUCGACGACGCGGUGCAGGGCGUGCGCCUGGCCAUGCUCGCUGCUGCCGCCGAGCACCACUGCAGCGUGCCCGACACCAUGCACCUCUCCACCCACAACACAGACGCGAGCAGUCGUCGCGGUGGUGGCACGGCUGUCACAAUCGACGCAACUCCGCACCGCCCAACAGUUGCCUUGCCAAUGGGGAGCACUGCCACGUCCGCACUCGCGAGCACGCGCGCCAUGAAUCGCACGUUCAUCAUCGCGCCGGGCGAUGCGCUCACCGUCCACGGCUGGAUAUCCCAUAUUGCACGGCAGUUUGGGCGGCAACCGCCCCUCUUGCCGCUGCCACCGCCACUCGUCCGCACGCUCAUGGAAGCGCUCGAUCCAGUGAUGAAUGCGUUUGUGCGCGCACCGUUUCUGUUCAAGGCUGAGAUGAUUGACCGCAUGCUGGAGAACAGGACAUACAGCGCUGCCAGCGCCCAGCACCAUCUUGGAUACCGCCCAAUUUACACGUGCGCUGCCGCUGUCGAGAACACCGCAGCCUGGUACCUCGCCCAGGGCUGGCUUACUGCAACACCGCUGUCGCUCGUCGAGGUCAUAUUGGCGGUGAUCAUCACCGCUUGCGUGCUGUUACCGCGGGUCUGCUGCUGCCGUGCCUGUGGCCGCUCCACCCCUUCGUCCCACAUCCAUCCCAAAGGAGACUAG
Salpingoeca rosetta is the source of this 2416-nucleotide messenger RNA. RefSeq names its product ergosterol biosynthesis ERG4/ERG24 family protein. The transcript is spliced from 3 exons. The record is from RefSeq and is a predicted model, not a curated record. Gene Ontology annotation, biological process: sterol biosynthetic process. Lineage: Eukaryota; Choanoflagellata; Craspedida; Salpingoecidae. Gene Ontology annotation, molecular function: oxidoreductase activity, acting on the CH-CH group of donors, NAD or NADP as acceptor. Gene Ontology annotation, cellular component: endoplasmic reticulum membrane. Bases 59 to 2416 code for a protein of 785 amino acids.